Messenger RNA from Tachysurus vachellii, 2208 nucleotides. Its product is annotated as zinc finger protein 33B. The transcript has 6 exons. NCBI's taxonomy places the organism in Eukaryota, Metazoa, Chordata, Actinopteri, Siluriformes, Bagridae. The record is from RefSeq and is a predicted model, not a curated record. Bases 291 to 1619 code for a protein of 442 amino acids.
AGCUGCUAACAUUUGUGCCUGAUUAAAAUUACAUAUAACAAACAAAACCUUUUUUGUUCUAUUUUCAUUACCGAUUACUGUGCGGAGGAGAAGCUUAAGCUCCAGUAGUUUAAUUAAGUUACGUGUCCAUUAGAAGUGUUCGUGUUUUCUAGUUUGGGGCUUUCAGGGGUCCUGUUAAUGCACAUGACGUCACAUCAUUAGCCCGUUUUUAUCCGUGUAGUAAAACAGUCUGUAAGCGCGUGUUAAUACCGGGUGAGUAGCGGGUUUACUCAGGCGUACAGCGGUGAGUGAUGGCGGCGGUGGAGGACAGCAGGAUGCCCGGUGUGUUGGCGUUUCAGACUCAGAUCGCCUCAGUGAUGGAGGUGUUCGCCAACGCCGCUGUGGCCGAGAUCUGUAAAGUUGUGGAGGUCAGUUACACUGAGCUCCAGAUGGAGAUAGCGAAGAGUCAGAAGGAGAACACGCUCCUCAAACGGAGACUGAAGAUGAUCGAAAUGCGGGAGUCGUUUUAUAAAAGAACCAACAGGCUGAAGGAGUCGUUUGGGGGAGAGGGCGGGAGGGUACGGGUGAAGAUCGACACAGUAGAGCGUGAACGGCGACCCACUGAGGAAACACUUCCACGUGAUCCUGUAACACACACAUCUGCUCAACAGGAGUGUGUGAUGGAGUGUGUGGAGCAGGUCAGACAGCCAGACCUUCUCAUGCUGAAACAGGAGAGAACAGAGAGCGUCAGUAAAGUGCAAGAGACUGAGACCAGAGACACAACAGGCAGAGAAAACAUCCUGCAGCAUGAUUCACUCCAACAACAGGAGUCUGAUGAAGAAUGUGACUUUCUGAAGGAAGAACAACAUGAGGAGAGAGGAGACGCAUCAGCACACGAUGGAAGUUGUCCUGAAGAAGGCACUUCGAGUAUAGAAGCUGACAACGAUGACGCUGUUGCUGAUGCAAUGUGGGAAAGCAGCAUGUUUGACUCUUCCGCACACAGCAUCCCGUACUCUGGAGCGGACAUGAGUGCAGGAGUGUCCGUCAAUGAUUAUUUCCUGCACAGAGAUGCCUUGUGUUCUUAUGGCACUGAGGCUGGCUCUGUUAGUAAUGCGUCUUUUCCUGAAGGCCACUUUCCACACACUGAUGAGCGAAUUGCCUCUCAGUCCCACACCAGCCUAUUUAAACCAGAGAGGUUUGUGGUGUGUAAAUAUUGUGGGAAACGCUUCCCCCAUACCAGUGCCCUCGUCCUGCACCAGCGUGUCCACACGGGCGAAAAGCCGUACUACUGCGCACUGUGUGGGAAACGUUUCAGUCAAGCAUCCAGUCUGAAGAAACACUACGGCAUGCACAGAGGAGAGAAGCCCUUCAGCUGUCUGCACUGUGGAAAACUGUUCUCAGAUCAGAGCAAUCUGAAGAAGCAUGUUAAUGUGCACACUGGGGAAAAACCGUAUGGCUGUGUGCAGUGCGGCAAAACCUUUAAUCAGUCAUCCAACCUGAAGACACACAUGAAGAUCCACACACGGGAGAAACCGUUUAGCUGUGAGCACUGUGGCCAGAUCUUCGCCUACAAGAGCAGUCUGGUGAAACAUCAGCAGAGGAACUGCCUUACUCUGCAGAACCCAGUGCAACAGUUUUAGACCUUUUAAAAUCUGGAUGUUUUGUUCUCCAUUCAACAGUUUUAUAAAUAACAUCUGGCCUGAACUCCAGUAACUCAUUCAUGUGAUUUUUAAUUCUCUCUAAAUUAACAGUAACUGUGUUCUUCCUUCCUUUCCAGAGAACAUUCCUGCAGAUACCUCCAGGCAAACACACAUUUAAAGUGUACACUCUGUCCCUUGCCGAGUGCUCUAAUAUAAAUAUCCUUGUUAAAGAGCUGCAGACACUCUCUGUGAUGAAUUUAUUAGGUUUUGGUACAUUCCCAAGUGUAGUGAUAAAUACAGAAUCCAUUGUUUCCCUUUUAAUAAACAGCCAACUGUGUGUAUAAAAUGAUAGCAUUCAGUAUUAUAAUAAAUAAUGUGGCCACUGUGACAUUAUCGUGUAAGUAUCUGACAGUGAGAAGCUUUUAGACUCAUGUAUGAAGAAUUUUUUUUUUUCUUAAUGAACACAAACUUCUGUAAUACUAAAAUGAAAAGGAAGCUAUAUAUAGUGCCUUGUUUAUUAUAAUAAUAAUAAUUAUUAUUAUUAUUAUUAUUUCUCCUUGUGCAAAAAUAAAGUAUUGGAAAAGUUAAA